UUUUUUUGUUUGUUUGCUCAUUCACACACUCAUUGCAUUCACCUUCUAGGUUGAAAGCAAUUCCAUCCUUUCAUUUCACUUUCUUCACCUUUCCGUUCCCUUUCACGGCCAUACUCCCUCCUGGGUAUAAUGCCAUCCUCUUGAAUCAGUUCUAGUUCCUCACAUCCUCAACUAUAGCUUUUCAUAUUACUUUCAAAGUCAUCCAUUUUUACUCAUCCUACAGGAAUAUUGCCCACAACGUUCUCCUCAUAUCCAACACCUUGAAUAACCACAACUUCGACAAAAUAAACUAUCAACCCUCGCUGUAUUCUUCUCUUUUUUAUUCUUCCUAUCUCAAUUUCGCCUUUUCUUUCUUUCUUUUUUUCUUUUUAAACCAAGUCAUGGGUGCUCAUUGGAAGCGUGAAAAGGUACAGGACCACAAGUUCGACUUUAUCAAUGUGGAGGACUUUGUGGACAACUCGUGCUGGCGUCAGUUCCAAUACAUGCUCGUUUUUGCGGCCAUCAUGCGAGGUAUCCUCGUGUACUGUUCUGAUAUCUUUACAGCCGCAAACUUGCUCACAAACUCGAACCCAAACUCUUUUUUCGGCAAAGAUGGAGAGCUUGGGUUGAUUGAGGGCUUUACAUUACCCUACGAUGCGUACAAGUAUCUGUUCACAGCCUGCAUUGUGCUGUCUUUCUUGUUGCUGGCACUAGAGAUCCGGAGAGCUCGGGCAAUUAUUUAUUCACGGGAUAUCUCCUAUGCUUUCACGUCUCAGAUUGCGAGCCGAUAUUACACAGUUCGCUCGUACCCACAUUAUUGUCUCUUUGCACAGAUUAAUAAUUCGAAAAAGACUGUAGACGAAGUUGCUUUCUUUUGCUUCUUCACCUUCCGAAACUGGAAACGUCUUAUUUUGGCAGAUGCGCCACGUCAGCUGAUCAACGCGUCUAUUCUGUAUCAAAUCUUUCAAAACCAUGCAAAAUCUUUUGAAGAUUUCUUCGACUGGAGCCACAUGGGUAAAAAUGACGAUGCAACCACUUUCAAAAAGCAUAUCCGCGGCAACCUCAAAGAAUUUUGUUGCCAUAAGAUCGAUAAACGCAUUGACGAAUUGAUUCAGAAGAAUACAAAAAACAGAGCCAUGAAUGCUCAGACGAAGAACGGAAAGAACAGCAAGGAUAUUGCCAUGGACAAUCUGCAGCAGCCAACUCUUCCUCAACUAGAUCUACUGGAACCUCCUCCACCACCUUCUGCAACAACACCCAAGAACGUAUAUACUAUGCCACGUAGUGGCACCAUUAACUAUAGUAGUAGCAAUAGUCCCCAUCAGCAACAGCGGCAUCAAGAGUAUGGAUAUAACGCUCAGUAUGAUAAUGGCUAUAGUAACAUCAACGUGAGUCCACAGCAGCCGGGAUAUACCGCCAACUACACAUCUGAGGACUAUUUCCAGGCCAAGCCCCCUACCAGAGCCACGACCUUUGACCCGUACGCAGAGUCUGCAUUCACAAGUGAAGCUUUUUAUGAUGCAUACAGUAACAAGCAGGAUGAACAAAAACUACAGCAAAAGUCUGGCCGUGACAAUUACAACAGCAAGGGCAACAGUAAUAUUAAUGGUUAUUCACGAAUAAGGCAUCAUGAUGACUAUAAUAUGCAUCAUCGAGCUGCAUCACCACCAUCUCAACACGGCUCAGACCUGGAUAGCAGCCAUAACAGUAAUAGCGGGCAUAUCUAUGUUAAUAAUGGUAAUGGCAACUACCAUGGAAACAAUGGCUACAACAGUAACAGCAAUAAUGGCUACAACAGUAACAGCAAUAAUGGCUACAAUGGCAGUCGUCAACAAGCUUAUGGAAGUGAUUAUUAUACAGCAAAUGGCCAGAAUGCGUCCAAUACCAUGUAUUCGUCUCAAAUGUCGCCACAAUCUCCUCAACGUCCCCGGCGACAAGACACGGCGCUUUCACGUAACCGAAGCAAUGGAGGAUACUAACCAGUCUAAAGCAGCUUGCUGCGUGUUCUUUUCUACUCGAGAUUAUAUUUACUUUCUAUCUUAAUAUGACUACUUAUAGCACUAAUAAUGAACAUACAAUUGCUACAAUCUGUACUUUAUACUGUUGUGCUCUGUGGGCUGCCAUGAUUGACCAGCUCAAAGAUGGAAUCAAUGAAAGAAAAGGGGGAUGUGUUCUUGACUAAAAAAAAAACGUGGCUAUCUCUGACUGGGCGCCCAUACACAUACAUGUAUCUCCAAUUUGAAAAACCUUUACAAAUACCAAAUAUUUGUUCAAGACUCUUUUUUUUCCCUCUUUAAUGAGUAUGGAUAAUUUACCAGGCUUCCUUG
Molecule: messenger RNA, 2306 nt
Organism: Lobosporangium transversale
Lineage: Eukaryota; Fungi; Mortierellomycota; Mortierellomycetes; Mortierellales; Mortierellaceae
Exons: 4
Coding region: 381-1958 (525 amino acids)
Biological process (GO): potassium ion transmembrane transport
Cellular component (GO): plasma membrane
Molecular function (GO): potassium ion transmembrane transporter activity
Source: RefSeq, a predicted model, not a curated record